AUGGAGGAUUUAGAAACGUAUCCAACUGAAAAUGAAAGAAAAACAGCAGUGGCCGAGUUGAUUCGUAAAUCUCAACAAUCGACAUCAAAAUUUAAUAACUGGUUGCAGUCAGCGUCUAAUUUGACUGCAGCUAGUUUUGUUGUAUCUCACGAAAUCAUGAAAUCUGGAAAACCGUACACUGAUGGAGAAUAUAUUAAAAAAUGUUUUAUUGGUAUGUCAGAACAUCUCUUUUCUGAAUUUAAAAAUAAAACAGAAAUAAUCAAUAAAAUAAAGGAUAUUCCAUUGUCGGCAACUAAUGUUCGUGAUAGAGCUAUUAGAAUGGCUGAAAAUAUCUCAGAACAACAGUUUUCCGAUCUGAAGUCAUCACCUGUAUUUUCCUUAGCUUGUGAUGAAUCAUGUGACAUUAAAAACAUCGCUCAACUCACUUUAAUGAGACGGUAUGUUUCGUCUGCGGGUGUUCAUGAAGAAUUACUGGGUUUACUACCGCUCAAAAGACAAACUCGAGGAGAGGACAUUUGCGCUGCAAUUACAGAAUUUUGUAAAGAGAAAGAAAUCAAUUUAGAUAAGCUGAUAUCUCUUUGUACUGAUGGAUCACCAAAUAUGAUUGGUAAAUAUAAAGGAUUUAUUACUCUUUUUGGCCAAAAUGUGAAACAUGAACUACUAUCUUUUCAUUGUAUUGUACAUCAAGAAGCUUUAUGUGCUCAAACAUUUCCAGUUGAAUUUAACCAAGUCAUGGCACUAGCAGUGAAAAUUAUUAACAAAAUCAUAGUUUCAGCUCUGAACCAUAGACAGUUUCGUGCAUUACUUGAUGAAGUUAAUGCCCGAUACAAGGAACUUUUAAUGUUUAAUAAUGUACGCAUCAACUACCCCGAAUUGUGCGAUAAUAUGUGGCUACAAAAAUUGUAUUUUGCUGUAGAUUUGACUUCAUCUCUAAAUCACUUAAAUAAAAAGCUUCAAGGUAAGGGAAAUACAGCACAUACACUACUGGAAACUGUUCUUUCUUUCGAACAACAACUUCAACUUUUUUCAGAAGAUAUUGACAGCGGAAAUCUUGAUCAUUUUGAAUCUUUGAAAGAGUACACGGAAAGCUCAGGUUGUAUUAUUGAUUUGGACGGUACACCAAAAAGUUACAAUGUGCCAUUACCGGCAAUUGAACUGAAGUUCCCUACGGGAAUAGUUAUUGCACCGUUAGAUUCUCAAGCCACGAGAUCUUACGUUUUACCGUGGGUAGCACGCAAAUAUGAGAAAUUGGUAGAUGAAGAACCAUAUGUGGUCACUAUAGCUGACAACCGGACCGUGCAGGUUCACGAGUACGCUGAAUUCACAGCAAGGGUGUCUGAACUUCAUCAGGUGACGUUCAGAGCCGCAGUAGUCGACCACUUGAUUGGGGACAUCUUCCUAGGACAUGAACUUUUGGUGAAACAGGAAGUAUCAUGGGAUUGA
Daktulosphaira vitifoliae (grape phylloxera) is the source of this 1443-nucleotide messenger RNA. RefSeq names its product zinc finger BED domain-containing protein 5-like. The coding region runs from base 1 to 1443 and encodes 480 amino acids. The record is from RefSeq and is a predicted model, not a curated record. Lineage: Eukaryota; Metazoa; Arthropoda; Insecta; Hemiptera; Phylloxeridae. The transcript has 4 exons.